Oikopleura dioica is the source of this 1401-nucleotide messenger RNA. Lineage: Eukaryota; Metazoa; Chordata; Appendicularia; Copelata; Oikopleuridae. The record is from the annotation of a GenBank genome assembly.
AUGCGGCUUAGAGAAUCACUACUACUCGGAAUUGCUUUGGCAAAUGAGUGGAGUUCCAAAUGGGACCCAUGGAAUUGCCCAUCAUCCUGCAAAGAACAACUCACCAAUUAUGCCUAUAAGUGCGAUAGCAACACCCCAAUCAUGGAGGACUAUAUAACCGAGAGUUGUUCAAUCCAUGAUUACAACUCACCAACGACUGGCGCUGAUGAAACCGGAUCAUCUUGCUACUUUUGCCCAUGCAAGAAGAUGCCUUUCGUACAAUGCUCUCGAAAUCUCAACAAUUUGAUUGCAACAACCGAAGGCCAGCAAUGCUUUGCAAACGUCGGCGAUGGAGUUUGCUCUUGUACCAAAAGCAUGGAAAAUGACUCCGACAUUGAGUCUAAGUGCAUCUCGGGUGUGAGCUGCUUCUAUGACGUGCUUAAAAUGGACAAUCGAGCCGGGUAUACGUGUAAUGCAGUUACUUCCGACCUUGAUCUCGUCCAGAGUAAAGUCAACUUUGCUACUGCUUGCAGUCAGAACCUCAUCCACCACAUCGAAGGUUUCAAUGUAGAUCCUAACUAUUAUCGACCAACAGCUGACGAUCCUUUCCCCGAGCGCAACGCUGCUACCAUUGCUGGAGCUGGUCGACAUUUGACCCAUCACAUUGAUUAUCAUCGAGAGCGUAUCCUAAUAAAUAACUUGGGAGAUGGAGUAAACGAUCUUCCAGAUCCUUCCGAAGCACAAGAAUUCUGGUACGGGAUCGUUCGAUCUUCGGGCGUUACUGAUAAUAUCCUUAAUAACACUGAUAACACACUUCAAAAUCUGCGUGGAAAAAUUUCCAGCGCAUAUACUUCCCUUCAGCGUCUCCGAAAGAUCAGGGAGGAAAAAUGUCCGGACCGAGUUUGUCAAUGUGAAACAGUAAGCAACUGGGAUUCGGUAAACAAAGAAUGUGUCGACGUGUAUUGCGAGGAUGGUUCUGUUUGGGACCCACAAGCUGAAGAGUGCUACGAGUGUCCAGAAUACUGGGACCCUCUUUACAACGAGUGCAAAGAUUGCAAGGAUAUUUACGGCUCCGAGUCAAACUGGGAUCCAGUCGCUGAGUUGUGCGUUUACUGUCCUCUCAAUCAUGAGCUAAAUUAUGAAACUGGUGAAUGUGAGCCUUGCGAGGAAGGCUGGAAUAGCGAGACAAGACGCUGUCUAGAGGAUUGUCCAGAUAAAGAAAUCCAGCAAGAAUGCAAUAGUCAGUGUCGAGUCGAGUACAAUAGAUGCAAAUUAUUGUGUGAAACAGAAUACUGUGCUUCAAUCUGUACCAGAGAAUAUAACGAUUGUUUGGACAAUUGUCCUUGCGGAGAAAACUGUAUCGACGGUUGCGCUGAUUGUAAUAAUCCAGUUUGUGAUAAAAUAUCAAAUGCUGAAAAUUGA